AUGCCACUAUGCAAAUGGUUUGGAUAUCCUGAUUUCUUCAUAACCUUUACGUGUAAUCCCAAAUGGCCUGAGAUUAAAAGGUUUCUUACGGAUACUUCACUUCAACCAGAAGACAGGCCUGAUAUACUAUGUAGGUUGUUCAAGAUCAAGCUUGAUGCAUUCAUUAAAGACUUAAGGGAUAAUCAAAUUUUCGGCAAAGUUCAAGCAUAUGUCUAUACCAUUGAAUUCCAAAAAAGAGGUUUGCCGCAUAGUCAUAUAUGUCUAUUCAUGCAUUCUGACAACAAGCUACCAACUGUUGAACUUAUCGAUCCGAUAAUUUCAGCAGAGAUACCAGACAAAAUCGAAGAUCCUGGAUUGUAUUCACUUGUAAAUGAGUUUAUGGUUCAUGGUCCAUGUGGAGCUGAAAAUAUGAAUUGUCCAUGCAUGGUGGAUAAAAAGUGCUCUAAAAACUUUCCAAAACAAUUCAGUAAUCAUUCGUCUGUUCAUCAAAAUGGUUUUCUGUUAUAUAGGCGAAGAAACAAUGGUCAUUUUGUAGAAAAAUCAGGUGUAAGGUUGGAUAAUAGAAAUGUUGUUCUAUACAACAAAUAUCUAUUGAAAAGAUAUCAGGCACAUAUUAAUAUUGAAUGGUGCAAUCAGGGAUCUUCUAUAAAGUAUUUGUUUAAAUACAUAAAUAAGGGUCCUGAUAGAGCUACAGUUGCUGUUGUACCAACCAACAAUGAAUGUGAAAAUAAUGAUGCGGUCGAUGAAAUAGCUGAAUAUUACGAUUGUAGAUAUUUAUCAGCAUGUGAAGCAUCAUGGCGAAUUUUUACAUAUGAUGUUCAUUGCAGAUAUCCUUCUGUUUUCAGACUACCUUUUCAUCUUCCUAAUCAACAACAGAUUAUAUAUGGUGAAGACGAUGAUAUUGAUGAUGUUCUUGACAAACCUUCUGUUGCGGCUUCAAAGUUCACAGCUUGGAUGGAAUGUAAUGCAAUCGACAGUGAAGCACGAAAACUCACAUAUGUUGAAUUCCCUACAAAGUUUGUUUGGAUAUUAAAUGGUCGGUUUUGGAAGCGAAGGAAAGUAGGAAAAGCCAUCGGUAGAAUUCAUUCUGUUUCACCUAAACUAGGUGAGGCAUAUUUCUUAAGGAUUCUUUUAAAUAAAGUAAAAGGACCAACAUCAUUUGAUGAUAUUUGCACGGUAAAUGGUCAAACACAUUCUUCUUUUAGAGAUGCUUGUUAUGCACUCGGACUAUUAGAUAAUGACAAGGAAUACAUUGAUGCAAUUAAAGAAGCAAGUCAUUCUGGAUCUGUAUGUCAAAACCAGAAGUCGUUUGGGAAAAUACAUGGGAAUAUUUGGCAGAUGGAAUUCUAUAUAGACAACGACAAAGAUUUAAGUCUGCAGUUUCGUGCAGAAUUGUCACUCGGAGUAGAUGAACUUAAGAACUUAACUUUGUUCGAAAUACAACAAAUUUUACUUCGAAACAACUCUACACUCAAAAACUUCAAAAACAUGCCAUACCCAGAUGUUGAAUCCGUUUCUUCUUCAAACAAUCGGCUUAUCACCGAGGAGCUAGAUUACGACGUUCCCGUGAUAAAGAAUGACUAUGAUCGUAUGUUUCUUGCAUUAACAAAUGAGCAACGUAAUAUUUUACUAAACAUCAUGAGUGCUAUUCAAGAAAAUAAAGGAGGUGUCUUCUUUGUUUACGGUUAUGGUGGAAUGGGUAAAACUUUUUUAUGGAAAACAAUAUCUGCAGCAAUUAGAUCUGAAGGAAAUAUUGUAUUAAAUGUUGCUUCAAGCGGUAUUGCUUCCUUAUUAUUGCCUGGUGGUAGAACAUCACACUCUCGAUUUAUAAUUCCAUUUGAGCUUACAGAUGAUUCUUUUUGUAACAUAAAUCCAGAUGGUGAGUUGGCAAGCUUAAUAAGAAAAACCUCUUUAAUAAUUUGGGAUGAAGCACCUAUGGUCCAUAAGCAUGCAUUUGAAGCUUUAGAUCGAACUUUGAAGGAUUUACUAAGGUGCGUAAAUUCAACAAGCUCAAAUAUUCCAUUUGGAGGGAAAGUUAUUGUCUUUGGAGGAGAUUUUAGACAAAUUCUACCUGUUGUUCCAGGUGGCAGUAGACAGAACAUUGUAAAUGCUUCUUUGAGUUCUUCAUAUUUAUGGGAACAUUGCAAAGUCCAUAGAUUAACAAAAAACAUGAGGCUAACUGUUGGAAGGGAUCAAUCAGAUAUAGGAAAAAUAAGAGAUUUUGCAAAUUGGUUGUUGGAUAUAGGAGAAGGAAAACUUGGUGGUCCGAACGACGGUGAAACGAUUAUCGAUAUUCCGGAUGAUAUUCUCAUUAACGAUUCACAUGAUCCUAUAGGUUCCUUAAUUGAGUUUGUAUAUCCUUCAAUUUUAGAGAACUAUAGCGAUAUAAAUUAUUUCCAAGAAAGAGCGAUACUUGUUCCGAAAAAUGAAGUUGUCCAGAAAAUAAACGACCGUUUGCUUAAGAAGUUUCCAGGAGAUGAAGUUGAAUAUUUAAGUUCAGACAGCAUAUGUGAAUCCGAAUUUCUCCAUGAUCAAUUUGAUGCAAAUCUAUACUCUCCUGAUGUAUUAAAUGGUCUCAAAGUAUCCGGUUUACCAAAUCAUAAGUUAGUUUUAAAAAUUGGUGUUCCAGUAAUGUUACUGAGAAAUAUUGAUCAGAAAAACGGCUUAUGUAAUGGCACAAGACUACAGGUGUUAUCAUUGGGCAAACGUGUUAUUGAGGCACGUAUAAUAACUGGAACUAAUAUUGGAAAUCGGACUUUUAUUCAAAGAAUGUCUUUAACUCCAUCAGAAAAAAAGAUUCCCUUCAAAUUCACAAGAAGACAGUUUCCUUUGGCCGUAUGUUUUGCAAUGACUAUUAAUAAAAGUCAAGGACAAUCGUUAUCAAAUGUUGGUUUGUUUCUGAAAGAUCCAGUUUUUUCAUAUGGACAAUUAUAUGUUGCCUUAUCUAGAGUUCAGAGCAGAGAGGGAUUAAAAUUAUUAAUUUUAGAUAAAGAUGGCAAACUCACAAAUAAAACUUCCAAUGUUGUUUAUAAGGAAGUUUUUCGAAAUUUGUAG
Molecule: messenger RNA, 3054 nt
Organism: Lactuca sativa (garden lettuce)
Lineage: Eukaryota; Viridiplantae; Streptophyta; Magnoliopsida; Asterales; Asteraceae
Biological process (GO): telomere maintenance; DNA repair
Molecular function (GO): DNA helicase activity
Source: RefSeq, a predicted model, not a curated record